AUUCUUCUUAAACCCUUAAUUCUUCCGCACUCAGCAGCCGUGCGAUCUCUCUCUCUCCCUCAAAUUCCAAAGUCCAAACUGAAACCCUAGCUCUCUUUCUCGUCUGUAUCUUCUGCUUUCUUUAUCUCGCCCAAACCGUAUCUUCUGUUCUCUCCCUCGCCCAUACGGAAACCCUAGCCUUCAGAGUUUCCACCGUCCUCUCUCUCUCUCUCUCUCAGAAACUCUACAAUCAGCCGCCAUGGCCGAACAAGCCGAGCAAAACCAAGCGGAGCCCUUUGACGAAAUGAAGAAAGAGAAGCGCAAGAGAAAGAGGCCUAAGAAAGGGAAAGAGGCACCUCAAGAAGCUGAGGAGAAUAAGACGAAGAAGAAGCAAGAGAAGAGGGAGGAGUUGAAAAAAGAGGAGGAUGGCGUGGAACAGAUAAAUUAUGGUGGGGUAGAUGGUGAGGAGCUGAAGGAAGAGGAGGAGAAGAAGGUGAGCAGUAGUCGUAGAGGGUCUGGGAUUAUGAGUGACGAAUCCUUUGAAUCUUUGGGACUGUCUGAGCCCACUUUCAAUGCUGUUAAGGAUAUGAGAUUUCAGCAUAUGACUCAGAUUCAAGCCAGAGCAAUUCCACCACUUUUGCUAGGGAAAGAUGUUCUUGGAGCUGCAAGGACAGGUUCUGGCAAAACCCUUGCUUUUCUAAUACCAGCUGUCGAGUUGUUAUAUCACAUACAUUUUACUCCUCGUAAUGGAACUGGAGUUAUUGUUAUUUGUCCAACAAGAGAGCUUGCAAUACAGACCCAUGCUGUGGCCAAAGACCUUCUCAAGUACCACUCGCAGACUCUCGGUUUGGUUAUUGGUGGUUCAGCUAGAAGAGGAGAAGCAGAACGCAUUGUGAAAGGAGUGAAUUUAUUAGUAGCUACCCCUGGUCGACUUCUUGACCAUCUUCAAAAUACCAAGGGAUUCAUAUUUAAAAACUUGAAGUGCCUAAUCAUCGAUGAAGCUGACAGGAUACUGGAAGCAAACUUUGAGGAAGAAAUGAAGCAGAUUAUUAAGCUUCUACCAAAGAAUAGGCAAACAGCUUUAUUUUCAGCCACCCAAACUAAGAAGGUUGAGGAUCUUGCACGGUUGUCAUUUCAGACAACCCCUGUGUUUAUUGAUGUGGAUGAUGGGAGGGCUAAGGUUACCAAUGAAGGGCUGCAGCAAGGCUACUGUGUUGUGUCCAGUGCCAAAAGAUUUAUUCUUUUGUAUUCAUUCUUGAAGAGGAAUCUGUCAAAAAAAGUGAUGGUCUUCUUCUCUUCAUGUAAUUCAGUCAAAUUCCAUUCUGAACUUCUGAGAUACAUUCAGCUCGAUUGCCUCGAUAUUCAUGGAAAGCAGAAGCAGCUGAAACGAACAACUACAUUUUUCAACUUCUGCAAAGCAGAAAAGGGAAUCUUGCUAUGUACUGAUGUUGCUGCACGUGGGCUUGAUAUUCCUGAUGUGGACUGGAUUGUGCAGUAUGAUCCUCCGGAUGAACCCAAGGAAUAUAUUCAUAGGGUUGGUCGAACUGCUCGUGGUGAAGGUGCAAAAGGAAAUGCCCUUCUUUUCUUGAUACCUGAAGAGUUGCAGUUCCUUCGCUAUCUGAAGGCAGCAAAAGUCCCUGUUAAAGAGUAUGAAUUUGAUCAAAAGAAGCUGUCUAAUGUGCAGUCUCACCUGGAAAAGUUGGUGGCCAACAACUAUUACUUGAACAAGUCGGCUAAAGAUGCAUACCGGUCCUACUUAUUGGCAUAUAAUUCUCACUCUAUGAAAGACAUCUUUGACGUUCAUCGCCUUGAUCUGCAGGCUGUUGCUGGUUCUUUCUGUUUUUCAAACCCACCGAAGGUAAUUCUGAACAUAGAUAGUGGUGCCUCAAAGUUCAGAAGGAAAGUGCGGAAAGUCGAGGGAGGCCGACAUGGUUUCAGUGAGAGCAGCCCUUAUGGAAGGCAGGGAGGUGGAGAUGAUAUACGACAAUUUGUAAGGUAUUAGCCAGGACAGGGUUGGCAAACCAAUGUGCCCCAUAAGCUAUGAAGUCAAGCUCCAAAUAUAAAUUCUUUGAGCUGUGAUUGAACUGAAAAUUCAAAGUUUUCAUCCAGCAGGAAUCGAGCAUAUGAAUUUCAAUUUGUAUCUUAUUAAGUCGAUACAAAACAACUCAGCUGAGUGAACCAGAUUUUGAUCUAUUCUUUGUAUUAACUUUAAUGGUUGACCAUUAUGCUGGUGGCGAGGAUAACUUGUAUUAAAACUGUUGGGUCUUUCAGCCAUGGAUGCAGAAAGACUCGGCCGAGUCUACUUUAGUUUUGGUAGAGGGUUUUAUUUAUAAAUUUUCUUUGUAAUUUUAGUGGGAUUCAUUUCAGCUUUUGUAGUGUAGCUAAUGAUGCUUUGAAACAACAA
Juglans regia (Persian walnut) is the source of this 2383-nucleotide messenger RNA. RefSeq names its product DEAD-box ATP-dependent RNA helicase 27-like. The transcript is spliced from 12 exons. The record is from RefSeq and is a predicted model, not a curated record. Bases 239 to 1981 code for a protein of 580 amino acids. Lineage: Eukaryota; Viridiplantae; Streptophyta; Magnoliopsida; Fagales; Juglandaceae. Gene Ontology annotation, biological process: maturation of LSU-rRNA from tricistronic rRNA transcript (SSU-rRNA, 5.8S rRNA, LSU-rRNA). Gene Ontology annotation, molecular function: ATP binding; nucleic acid binding; RNA helicase activity. Gene Ontology annotation, cellular component: nucleolus.